Messenger RNA from Arxiozyma heterogenica, 555 nucleotides. RefSeq lists its product as uncharacterized. The record is from RefSeq and is a predicted model, not a curated record. Lineage: Eukaryota; Fungi; Ascomycota; Saccharomycetes; Saccharomycetales; Saccharomycetaceae. Bases 1 to 555 code for a protein of 184 amino acids. The transcript has a single exon.
AUGUGUAUGCAGUACGUGCGUUCGAGCAAUAGCGAGAAGUACGGAGAACGGCGCCAGCAUGCGGGACAUAUUCUUCCUUCUCUCUUCUCUUUAUAUACUUCCUCCUUUUUGUUUUUCCACAAAGAAAAUAAAAAUCGAAACUUUAACCUUCCAAAUCCAAAAUCCAAAAUUCAACUCCAUUUCAUUCUUGCCUCCACAAAAUUGUUCCACAGAAGCAAAAUUAAAAAAAAAGAAAAAAAAAAAAAGAAAAAAAAGGAAAAAAGACAACUUUUCUUUUUUCCUUUCACCCCUCUCGUCCUCCUAUUCCCCUCCCCCCCUUUUUUUUAUUUUAUUUCUUUUUCUUUUUCUUUUUCUUUCUGCAAGAUUCUUUUCCAUUCUAUUAUCUUCCACCAAAAGAAAAGAAGUAUAAAGAAAAAUAAGAGAUUGUGUGAAAGAUUAGCAGUGUGGUGUAUGGAUGGACGACGGAUUUUGGUUUUGUUUGUUUUGUUUGUUUUGCUUUUUUGUUUUUUCAUUCUGCUGAUUUUUCCUGUGGUUUUCCCAUUUUUCCGUCGGUGA